Molecule: messenger RNA, 3236 nt
Organism: Zerene cesonia (dogface butterfly)
Lineage: Eukaryota; Metazoa; Arthropoda; Insecta; Lepidoptera; Pieridae
Product: centrosomal protein of 162 kDa
Exons: 4
Biological process (GO): cilium assembly
Cellular component (GO): centrosome; centriole; axonemal microtubule
Source: RefSeq, a predicted model, not a curated record
UUUCAGGCCAGUCAUGUCCAAAAACUAAACGGGAAAGAGCACACAGAAACCCGUCGUAAGUCGAAGGCGAGACCUUUCUCCGCUGGCGUUAUCGAUUCGAAGAAAAAAGAGGCCGCGAAAGUGGCUCGAUUUACAUCUGGCACGCCGAAAAAACUUAACAAUUGUAAACACGAACAAUUGGUGGAAGAACUCAAGGAUACCAAUGAACGAGUGAAAAGUCUUGAAUUAUUGAAUGUGCAACUCGUUGACGAUAAUAAGGCGUUAAAGAAAAAGAUAAACCAGCUGGAGGAAGACAAGCAAAACGCCGAGAUAAAAUUGGUAGAAUGUGAGAAAUUUGUGAAUAGAAUUGCAAAAGAAUACCACAAUAAAGAAUCAGAAUUGCAGACGAGUAAACAGAAUGAACAAAGCGCUCUUGCAGAACUCAAUAAAGAAAGGAAUGAACGAAAGAACUUAUCAAUUCAACGUGAAAAAGAUGCCACGGUCAUACAAGAUUUGCAGCGGCAAGUGAAGGAAAUGGAGAUGAUUUUAAGGCGAAAGCAUCCAGACUCCGUCUCGGCUCUGAUAGUUGCGUCAAAAUCAUCCACAGUGGAAGACAACAAGAAGAAGCUUCUAGAAGAACGUAUAGUGAGGCUGGAGCAGGAGUUAAAAGACAAAGAAAGUCAUUUUCAUGGUGUCCUUAUGACACUUCAAGAGAAAUUUACUGAUAUGAAACAGAAGUAUGAAACCCAUAUUGUUGAUGUGGAGAGACAACUAAUGGAGGAUCGUAAAGUGAACCACGAUCUGAAGAAUAAGAUAAAUAAAAUUAAUUUACACGAUGUAGCCGUCCAAACAGUGCCUAAAAACCAAACUACAGUGUCUACACAAACAUUUUUAAAAGCAGAUAGAGCGUCAUCUGCUGUUAGCAGACUGACACAAAACUCCGCUUUAAUCUUUAACAAGCUGAAGGAAGAUAGUUACCUCAUAGCCACUAUAAAAGGUCUACAAACAGAACUAACAGCUAAGCAACGAACUAUUGCUAAAAUUAACAGGGAGACUGAGGAGUUGAAGAAAAACCUGAGGAGUUUGCAAAAGGAGAAAGAAUUUCUUUUGAACAUUAAUCCACAAAAGAGAGCGGGAUGCAAACCAGCAAAAUCAACAGAAAAUGUUAUGUUACGGGCAAAUAAUGCGAUGGAAGCAGAACUGUCGGAAAUUCGUAAGCAAAAGGAAGAUCUCAUGGAAGAAAGGGUCGGGUUGUUAUCGUCUUUGAAGAGGACCAACGAAGAUCUCAUCAUGUUGAAGAAGAAACGGAUUCAAGACCUCCACACCCUACAGCUGGCGCACGAAAAAGAGCUGAUGCAAAUGAACAUGCAGCUUUACCCGCUACAAGAAGAGAUUAAACUCUUGAAUCGUACUGUUGAAAUAUUACAGGAGCGAGUCCGCUCGGCCGACGACAAACUGUUGCGAUACCAAGCCGGGAUAAGAGAUGACGUUCAUGCUGGCGGAGAUAAUUUGGGGAUAAAGAGGAAGUAAAUAUGUUAUCUGUGCAAUUGCAAUAUGAUAAUAUUGAUUAAAAAAAAUCCGUUUGUUGUCUGUGGUCGUUGGUAAAUAUAGAGUUAAUUUAUGUAAACUUAAACUUUUAACUUUGCUUUUUUAGAAGCGAUUUCGAAUCAUUAUGAUAUUAUACAGAAGUUAGUAUCAAUCGCGUCGCUUCGAAAGGCGGUUUCUAAAAAUAAAGAAAUGGAUCCUACGUAUAAUAUAGUACCUGCAAGUAAGCGGAAAAGAAUAUUUGUUUUAAAAAUAAAAAUACGGUUAAGGUUAUUUUAUAGUUAUGAAUCAGUUAGUUCAUUUGUAUAACGCAUAACUAUGAUAUAUUUUACUAGCUGUAAACCGCGGUGUCACUCGCGUGGAACCCGUAGCCUUUGUGCUAAUCCAGACUAAUCUAUGUCUGUACCAAAUUUCAAACCGACACGAUAAGCUAUUUAGAAGGAGUUACAAACAUCCAUUAAUCUAUCAAUAUUUAGGAAAGUUUCGAUUAUAAUAUAAGUAGGAUAGGUUUUUAUUAAGGUAAGUAUACUGAAUUUAAGGAAAUGGCAAUAUAACCAAACUUCAAUUAAUUGGUGUUAUGUUAUAUGCUUUGGAAUGUAGUACUUUAAUUUGAAACGGUUGUAAUCUAGCGGUUACUGUACGAGAAAAUACGUAAUUAUUGGUGAUUGAUUUAUUCUUAAGAUUAAAAAAAAAUUUUUGUAAAAGUAUAAACUAGAAGGUAAAGACUGCUGAAAGUUUAGUUAAAAGUGUGUAUUAUUUAUGUUAUUCUAUGGCGAAUAUAUUUUGCGAUAAGUUCGCAUAACCGUUCGAGAGAAACGAGGUAAUGCACUUUCCCGUUUGGCGCUUAGUGGCACGUGUGAAUUGCAUGUGACCUGCAAUCGGGUAGCUGUACGAAGUAAACUUAAUUAUUAUUAUUAACGACCAAAUAGUCAUAACAUAUAUUAAGUACUUGGUUUCAAAAACAAUCCUGUGUUUCUAUAUAAGUACAUGGGUAUAUUAGUAGAAAAUUAUAUUUUUAAUGUAUUUAUUGUAUAAAAAAUUCUUGCAUGCUUGCAUUAAAAAAAUUAGAAUUGUUUUGCUGAAAUAUUUAUGUGGUAAAUGAUUACAGAAUGUUAUCGAUUUAGUUUACUCAACCCUCAGCUUUUUAUGUUAACAAAACUGAAGAAAUUAAUACAAUAGCUUGUUUGGAAAUAGUACGUAUGAAAUACUGUUGUUACUCAUUUAACAACAACACACUAGCGAUCCGCCUCGGCCUUGCUCGUGGUACCUUUUAUAAUAUAUCCUGUUACACUCAGAGAUCACGUAUACAUCCAACGGUGAAAGAAUUUUGGGAAAUCGGUCAAGCAGUUCCUGAGAUUACCCGCGCUCAAACAAGCAAACAUUUUACCUUUAUAUUAUUAUCGGUAUAUGUAAUAUGUAGAUAGCAUUCUGGUUUGGCCUUUAUAGUUUAUAUUAAAGCGGAUGACGUCAUUAUGCUUAAUAUACAUGUGAGAGGUAGUUCAAUAAAUCCUAAAAAUAUUAACCAUAACUUAAAUAUGAAGUACUAAUUUAUAAGCGGUGUAAGAAAUAUCUGUGAUCUUUACGCACAUGCAUUUAUAUGUAAAGCUAUUUUUUUACAAAUGUUUUUGCUCUCAAGGCUUUUAUACAUGCUAGUCAAAUUAUUGUGUGAUUCAAACCCCCACCGAUGUGUUAUUGUGGUGCCUUCAUAGACA